Molecule: messenger RNA, 1679 nt
Organism: Phanerochaete carnosa HHB-10118-sp
Lineage: Eukaryota; Fungi; Basidiomycota; Agaricomycetes; Polyporales; Phanerochaetaceae
Exons: 9
Coding region: 11-1651 (546 amino acids)
Biological process (GO): protein folding
Cellular component (GO): chaperonin-containing T-complex
Molecular function (GO): ATP binding; ATP hydrolysis activity; ATP-dependent protein folding chaperone
Source: RefSeq, a predicted model, not a curated record
GCUCGUCGAAAUGCAGGCAGGCGGGCAGACCCCAGUUUUCGUCAUGAACACGACGCCCGAGCGGCAGUCUGGGCGCAAGGCUCAGAUUUCUAACAUUACUGCUGCAAAAACAGUCGCGGACGUUAUCCGAACAUGUCUGGGUCCGAAAGCGAUGCUGAAAAUGAUUCUCGACCCGAUGGGUGGUAUCUUACUGACCAACGAUGGGAAUGCGAUUCUGCGAGAAAUAGAUGUUGCACAUCCUGCAGCGAAGAACAUGAUUGAGUUGAGUCGGACACAAGACGAGGAGUGCGGUGACGGUACGACGAGUGUCAUCAUCCUAGCCGGCGAUAUCCUUGCGCAAUCGCUUGCACAGCUGGAACGUGACAUCCACCCUGUGGUCAUCAUCUCCGCAUACAACAAGGCGCUGAAGGAGGCCCUCGAGAUCGUCCAGCAAAUCUCAAUACCCAUUGAUACGUCCAACGAUGAGGCCAUGCUGUCGCUCAUCAAAACAUCAAUUGGAACCAAGUUCGUCUCGCGGUGGUCCGACCUGAUGUGCAAGCUCGCGCUGCAGGCCGUUCGGACGGUCGCGCUCGACGAAGAUGGCGUCAAGUCGGUCGACAUCAAGCGGUAUGCGCGCGUGGAAAAGAUCCCCGGCAGCGAGAUCGAGGAGAGCCGCGUCUUGUCAGGAGUUAUGCUCAACAAGGACAUCACCCACCCCAAGAUGCGCAGACGCAUCGUGAACCCACGGAUCGUGCUCCUCGACUGCCCACUCGAGUACAAGAAGGGCGAGUCGCAGACAAACAUUGAGAUCUCGAAGGAGGCGGAUUGGGCACGCAUUCAGGAGCUCGAGGAGGAGCAGGUGAAAUCGAUGGUGGACCGUAUCCUGGAGUUCAAGCCGGAUCUGGUUAUCACGGAGAAGGGCGUCUCAGAUUACGCUCAGCAUUUCCUGCACAAGGCGAAUAUCUCUGCCAUCCGUCGUGUACGCAAGUCGGAUAAUAACCGCAUCGCGCGCGCCGUCGGCGCGACGAUCGUCAAUCGCCUCGAGGACCUGCGCGAAUCUGACAUCGGCACAAAAUGUGGUCUCUUCAACACCGAAAAGAUCGGCGACGAGUACUUCACCUUCCUGACUGAGUGCACAACACCCAAGGCGUGUACAAUUCUCCUGCGCGGCCCGUCAAAAGACAUCCUGAACGAGAUCGACCGGAACCUUGCAGAUGCGAUGUCUGUCGCGCGUAACGUGUUCUUCAACCCGAUUCUUGCACCCGGCGGUGGCGCGACUGAGAUGGCAGUCAGCGUCGGCCUGCACGUCAAGGCGCGCAGCAUCCAAGGCGUCGAGGGCUGGCCGUUCCGUGCUGUCGCGGACGCGAUGGAGGUCAUUCCACGCACGCUUGUACAGAACAGCGGCGGGAACGCCAUCCGAGUGCUAACCGAGCUGAGGGCUAAGCACGCGAACGGCGAGCAUUCGUGGGGCAUCAACGGUGAGACGGGCAAGAUCGUCGACAUGAAGGAGUACGGCCUCUACGAGUCUGCGAGCGUCAAGAUUCAAACCUUCAAAACCGCCAUCGAGGCGGCGAGAGUGCUCCUCCGCGUAGACGACGUCGUGCAGGCGACAAGGAAGGAUCGCGAGCAGGGUGGCGGCGCUGCGCCUGUUCCGGAAGAGAUGCAAGAGUAAAACAAACUUAGACGUAAUGUAAUCAAAG